Messenger RNA from Punica granatum (pomegranate), 2187 nucleotides. Lineage: Eukaryota; Viridiplantae; Streptophyta; Magnoliopsida; Myrtales; Lythraceae. The record is from RefSeq and is a predicted model, not a curated record.
UUUCUGGGCAAUUUAUAUUUUUAAGUGGAGGCUCUGCGUCUGCUAAGUUGAAUUCAAAACUUUCUUGCUACGGCUGCAUUAGCAAUGGACAGCUGCUCACUGGGAGCUCUAACUGUCCCUGUGACGCCCUCUCCUUGUAGUGGGUUCGCCCAAAAAUCCUUCCUUCACGGCCAGAUUCUCCGAUUGCCCAGUUCCAGGAGACACCCAUUUGCGCGGAGGGUGAAGCUCCUUCAGCUCGGGAGGGCUAAGUCUUCAGGAGGGGCCAAAUAUAGCUCUGUCACAAUCAAAGCAGCCUUGAAGGGAGUCGAUGCGAAAGAAGAUGACCUUGCAUUUGUUGCUGGUGCCACUGGUCGGGUUGGGUCACGGACAGUGAGGGAGCUCUUAAAUUUAGGUUUCCGAGUUAGAGCUGGUGUCCGGAGUGCCCAGAAAGCAGAAGCUCUCAUACAAAGUGUUAAAGAAAUGAAGCUUGAAGGAUUACAACCUGUAGAGAAGCUUGAACUUGUUGAGUGUGACUUGGAGAGGCCUGCUGAUCAGAUCGUCCCAGCCCUAGGAAAUGCUUCGGUGGUCAUAUGUUGCAUUGGGGCCAGUGAAAAGGAAGUUUUCGACGUGACUGGACCCUGCAGGAUCGAUUAUCGGGCCACCAAGAACCUUGUCGAUGCAGCAACCGCUAUGAAGGUUAACCACUUUAUCCUGGUCUCCUCUUUGGGAACAAACAAGAUUGGAUUUCCCGCUGCUAUUUUGAAUCUAUUUUGGGGAGUUCUUAAUUGGAAAAGGAAGGCAGAGGAAGCACUCAUAGCUAGUGGUAUACCGUACACUAUAGUGAGGCCUGGUGGAAUGGAGCGGCCUACCGAUGCUUAUAAAGAAACUCACAACAUUACACUCUCAGAAGAAGACACUUUAUUUGGAGGGCAAGUGUCCAAUCUUCAGGUGGCGGAAUUAAUGGCAGUUAUGGCAAAAAACCGCAGCCUAUCUUACUGUAAGGUGGUGGAAGUGAUUGCAGAGACAACAGCUCCGUUACUUCCUAUGGAAGAGCUCCUCGCAAAGAUACCGUCUCAACGUGCUGAACCCAGGGUGUCAGAUGCUGCAGAAGUUCCUGUUUCUUCACCUUCUACUGUCGUUACUUCUGAGCCUCCGAUUGUUCCCAUUGUCGAGAAGGAAACUCCCGAGACCAAAUCAACAGCACCAAGGCCACUUUCUCCUUAUACUGCUUAUGAUGAUCUAAAACCUCCCACUUCCCCAUCUCCAACUCCAUUGGGCGGUAAAAAGGAAGAAGCUAGAGAGAUCCCAGAAGCAAUUUCAGACAUAGUGGCUACUACAACAGAGAAAGAGAUCCCAGAAGCAGUUUCAGACAAAGUGGCUCCUACACCAGCUACCGGGGAGGCAAAAGCAGAAUCGUCUGAAGCACAAAAACCGCAACCUCUUUCCCCUUAUACUGCUUAUGCUGAUCUGAGGCCACCAACCUCUCCAAGCCCUACAUCCAGUGGUCCUAAACAAGAAGUGUCUAAUUCCUCCACAUCAGAAGAAACCAUAAACCAGUCUCUUGGUGGCAAUGAUGUGGCAAAUGUUUUAGCUUCUGGUGAAGAGUAUCCUUCAAAUGCUUCAGCUUCUUAUCACUCACCCUACUUCGUGUAUGACGACUUCAAGCCUCCUUGUUCACCAUCCCCAAGUGCACCUUCUCCACCAUCUCCUUCACCAACCUCAUUGGACCCUUCAGGUAAUGGUGCGGCAAAACCUUCAGCGCCGGUUGAGCCACCAAAGGAUGUGGAAGAUCAUUCAGAGAAGAAGCCUAGUCCACUUUCUCCCUAUACGAUGUACGACGACUUGAAGCCUCCAACAUCUCCAACACCAUCUGCAUAGAAUCCUUGAAGCUCACUGUCAUCAUUCGAUUAUUUCAAGGCACUGCACCAAAAAUCUAUUUCUCAUUCUCAGGAUCAAUUGAAUUAGUUGCUUGUUUGCUUUGAGCUCAUGCCGGGCAAUAAUGUGAUUUCAGCAGAAAAAUUGGGAGUGGUUCAGGAUCUUAUGCUGCAAGCAACUGGAACUUGGUCACCUCCAAUGGAAAUUCGUUGUAUGUGAUAUUUACAGUUCAACCACAUGCUCAAAACCUUCAAAUUUUUUGUACAAGAGGACUCUCUUUUUGUCUGCAAAUCUCUUGCUACAAUGCAUAAUGUCAAGUUUAUUCCAUCGGUA